Messenger RNA from Peronospora farinosa, 537 nucleotides. The record is from the annotation of a GenBank genome assembly. NCBI's taxonomy places the organism in Eukaryota, Oomycota, Peronosporomycetes, Peronosporales, Peronosporaceae.
AUGUCCGAGACCAAGGCUUUAUGGGCGCCUGUCAAAUGGGCACAGCGCAAGGAUGCGUUAUAUGUGACUGUGGAUCUUCCAGAUGUCAAGGAUGAGAAAGUGACGCUUGGCAGCAAGAACCUUACGUUUAAGGGUACGAGUAAUGGUCAACUGUAUGAAGUGUCACUGGACUUUUAUAAGGAAGUAGAUGUUGAAGCCAAGGACAGUAUUUGGGCCAAAACGGACCGUAAUGUGCACUUUCAUAUUGUCAAGAAGGAGCAGAAUGAGGAAUUUUGGCCACGUCUUUUGACAGACAAGCACUUGGAGAAGACAAAUGUGAAGGUGGACUGGAGCAAGUUUGUGGAUGAAGAUGAAGAGGAAGAACAAAGUGGCUUUGAUAUGAGCGCGCUUAAUGGCGGUGGAGGUUUCGACAUUAACCAGAUGAUGGCGGCUCAGAAUGCUGCUGGUAUGAUGGGAGAAGGCAGUGACAGUGAUGAUGAAGAACUGCCUGAUCUGGACUCCAAUGACCAUGAUGACAGGAAACGCUACAUGGCAUAA